CAUAGGCCUUUGCAAGGCAGACUAUACAAGGCAGACUGCCAAAAUGGAGUCGACAAUUUCUGGCCAGCUCGAGUUUGAAAACCUUCCGGCCUUGCCGACCGUGUUCCACUACCUUGACCGCAGCAGCCGUUUGGUUAUUAGGCAGUGCAGCAAGAAGCUAUUAAAGGAGCACGAUGCGCUUGCAAAGCGGCUGCAGGUUGCGUUUGGAAGCAACCGCCCUCCUCCCAAUAUGGAGCAAGUUCUUUCCACGCUGAAGCGCAUUUUGGAUACUCAUUGCAAGCCAUCUCACCUUCUUCUACGCUCUGACGGUCAAGGGGAAUCAGACCUAAUAUCGAUACUAGGAGUCGUGGGAGCCCCGCAGAGCCUGGCAGAGCUGCGCAUGCACGAAUGCGCCCUUACGCCUUCCCUAGUCACAGCGCUGAUUGCUGCAGCUCCAAAGCUUAGGAAGCUGACGCUCAGCGGCUCAUCCGUUGGAAACGAGUCCCUUGCUGAAGGGUUUGGAGUUCUGCUGCAGGCACUACCGUGCAUCGAGCACUGUGGCAUGUAUCUUCGCGACGACGCUCCUGAGAACGCUUGGCGAGCGCUGGCGCAGCAUAGCAGCAUUCAUGGGCUUGAGGUGGUCUUUCCCAGUCGUCAGCUUCAGGGACUGUCCCUCCUCACAAACAUCCAGGCGUUGUCUAUGACAUGCAGCCACUCCAAUGGCGUUAAGCACGAAUACCGACGCUGUUUCGCAGCCCUGACGGGGCUUACGAGCUUAAAACGCAUCACAUCAGGGGACCGCCAAUCCUGGGAUUAUCCUGCCCUGCCCGGGAUGUCAUCGCUGGUCAACCUCCGAGAGCUAGACGUCCACGCCUUGUGGCUCUCAUCCGAAGACCUCCACGCCCUGCCCCAGCUCACCGCCCUCACCUCCCUAAAGGCUGGCGGGGUGGCUCUUGAUGCAAUCCGCGAUGCGGCGAGGAGAGCAGGGUCCGCUACAGCAGCACGCCCCCCAGACCCCCUGCACCUCCCGGUAGUGCCCUGGCAGCUGCCUCCCAACCUGCGUCACCUGCGGCUGCGGCAGCGGCAGCUGGACUUGCGCGUACUUGCCGGCAUGCAGGCGCCGCCUUCGCUGACCGCGGCGCAACUUAACGAUGCAGUCAUCAUAAUCCUGCCGUGCAGCGACACUGCGCCACUGGACAAGUUGGCGGCUGCGGUCAAGGAGGCGGCGCGCUGGUUGGUCCUGCCGUCGCGGUUCUUGCACCUGCGCCUGGAGGGCCUGCACGGGCCUGUGGGCCUGCACGCUUUGUGGCCGGCGCUGGGCUGUCUGCAGCAGCUGCAGCAGCUGGUGGUCAGUCGCGCCAGGCUGGAGGAGGGGGAUCUGCGGGCAUUGGGGGCCUCGGAGUUGGGGGCGUCACUGCAGACUCUCACGCUGCGGUCCUGCAGGGUCGACUCCAGCGGGCUGUCCCACCUGCUCAGCCUCCCCCGCCUGCGGACCCUCCAGCUGGGCGUUGAGCUCUACAUCACCUCGGACCCGGCCAGCAGGGAGCUCACCCCGGCGGCCC
Molecule: messenger RNA, 1541 nt
Organism: Astrephomene gubernaculifera
Lineage: Eukaryota; Viridiplantae; Chlorophyta; Chlorophyceae; Chlamydomonadales; Astrephomenaceae
Source: the annotation of a GenBank genome assembly